UGCCGCUUCGUCUGGUGCUUGGAACAAAACCCGAGCAGACGCACAACAGCCGCAGCAGAAUCUUCGUCGUGGCCUUGCGAACCUCCAGUGGACACCUUUCAGCUUCCCUCUGCUGGAUCAGGUCGAAUAAUUGUGUUGGCUACUGGGACUCUCGUCACACUUGAUCCGGAAUCCACACGCCUGUAAGCAGUUGGGUCUUUGGUGGUUGUGCUGCAAACAUGGGUGACGUGGUUUCCUCUCACCUGGAUGAAGGCAAACGGGAGAUGAUUGCAGGCAUAGAAACUGAGUGGAGCAGAGGAGACGUAUAAAGGUCGGAAUCUUGACUCAUAACACUUCUGUGGAAGAGACAGAGGUUGGCAGUUAAGGUUCUAAACAAAGAGGGAAAAGGGAGAGCAUUUUAUGAUUGGGCCAAGUAGAGGAUAUUUGGAUGAGGUCCACAUUGCACAUGACAGCCAGCUGGUCCUUAUAAGUGAAGACCGGAGAUGUGAUGAGACAAUUCAGUGACGUUUAUAAGCAGCAGUAUGCCGUCGCUCUCUUCAACAGCGUCCGAUACGAGAUAGAAGGAGGAGGUGGGCCACAAUCACAGUUGCUACACAGAAAGGACCCUUUGGCUGGCCGUUUAAUAUUUUCUGGGAAUUUGUUCCAGUACCUAGAGGAAAAUCGAAAGUGGAGGAAUCGCUUCGUAUCAGUGCCAAACAAUUACAGCAUCAAUCUCUAUGAGAGCAAAACGGCACAUGAGCGGAGUCUGCAUCCCAAAGUAACCAUCAACUGUGCAGGGUACAAGGCCCUGACCUCCAUCGAAGAUUACAUUGAACUAAUUAACACAAGCCUUCCAGAUGUCAAAGCCAAAGUGGGCAGCAGUCCUUUCAUCAAGUGUGCAACUCAGUUCCCACUCAUCCUUUGGCACCCCUAUGCGCGUCAUCAUUACUUUUGUGUGAUGACUGAGAAGGAGCAGCAGAAGUGGCAUGCUGUCUUGCAAGACUGUAUCCGGCACUGUAACAAUGGUCUCCCAGAAGACUGCACUGUUCAAACGCCAGCCUUCACUGACAGUGUGAGACUUCAUAGACAGGGCAAAGGACACUAUGGAACCUGGGAUAUGAUGUGUGGAACUCCUCCACAGAUUCUAGCAAAUCUAGUGAUGGAGAGUCUCCAUCCUGAAAUGAGAAAUGCCAUUGGUCCUCGUCUGAAAGGAAAGAUGCAGCAGAGGCAGCGGGAUUGGAUGUUUAUCUCUGACGCCGUAUACAGGCAAGUCUUGGCCCAGACUACCAGUCAGUACGAUUCUCUUCUUGUAAACUGUGAGGAUCAGAAGGUUCAGCUUGAUACCAGGUUGAGAACUGACAUGGACCAGGUCAUCACAUCUAAAGAACAUGUCAUCAGCAAGAUUAGAGCCCUGGUGUUGCCCAAAGCUGAAUCUCUCCUUAAGAGGAGUGUCCAACCUUACAUCAACUCCAUCUUAGAGGCACUGAUGGAGCCCACCAGCCGAGGUUUCGCUGAGGUCAGGGACGUUUUCUUCAGGGAAGUGGUGGACAUCAGCAAGAAUCUGUUGAAUGGAGGAGACAAAGAAAAACUGGGAGAACAUAUGGAAAAGCUCUCCAUGCUUGCUUUCCACCCAGUCAAAAUGAAGAGUUGCUAUGAUAAUGUGGAGGAGCUAAACCUGGAGGGACUACAGCAAAGGUUUGACGUCUCCAGCCCCUCGGUGUUUGUCAGCAGGGCUCAGAUCCUCAUGAGGGAGCAAAUGGACAAUGCAGUACACACCUUUGAACAGCUGGUGCAGCAGUCUUUGGCUGCGCAGGGAGAAAAUGACAUGUGCAAAAUAAUCCAGGGGUGCCAGGACAGGGUUCUCAAGAAGUAUGAUUAUGACAGCAGCACAGUACGCAAGAAAUUCUUCAGAGAGGCUCUGCUCCAGAUCAUAAUCCCUUAUAUGCUGCAGCAGCUCUCACCAUCUUGCUCAUCUGAGUUGCCACGUUUUAAAGAACUGAUCUUCGAGGAUUUUUCCCAGUUCCUUCUUGUGGAAAAUAUGUUUGAGGAAGUGGUGCUGCAGUCUGUUACCAAGGACAUAAUGAUGGCUGUGAAGGAGGCUGCUGUCCAGAGAAGGCACAAUCUCUACAGGGACAGCAUUGUUAUGACCAACAGUGACCCCAACCUCCACUUGCUUUGCGAAAAUCCUCCAGUAGACUGGGCCACCAAAUUUGGCAACAAUGAACAAGAUGGUUCUACCAGCAGUAGUGGGGACAGUGAUGGAGGUUCCGGAAAUAGACGCAAGCAAGUCGUGUCCAUGAUCCAGGUAGAUGAAGUUCCGUUGCCCUAUGAGUCCUGUUUGGAGGUUCCAGGUGUGGAACUCAUCCCUGAAGAGGAUUCUGUGGCAUCCGAUGAUUGUGAGGAGCAGGCUCAAGAUGAGCCCAAAUCUCCAGAUAGUGUGGAGGAAAUCAGAGAUUUGAUUAAUCCAGUGAUGGAAGUGGUAAUACCAGAACAAAGUAAAAGCGACGUGACCAAUGGGACAGUGCCAACAUUGAGCCCCAUUUCAGUGGAGGAUGGAGAGCAGGAAGAAUUGAGCCACGUCGCCACUUUUGUGGAGGAUGCCCUUGUGAAAUCUCCACAAGAAAUGAGAUCCCCACAGUCUAUUCUUCAGGACCUAGUAGGGAACAAGAAACCGGAAAGUGAUAAGGAUGAAGCAAAUAUUAAGACUGCUCUUGAGGAAAUAGAUUCAGCAGUACAGGAAGGUGCCGGUGAACAAACCCCAGAAGUCUGUGCAGCAAAAUCUGAUUCGUCACCACAGCCACAGCAGGUGCCGACAGACUCCACCUCACACGAGGAAGCUCAGCCUCUGAAAAAGACCCUGAAUGGCGAGGACAAUAUAAUUGACCCUGUAGAAGUGGAAGUGGUUUUACCUUAGGAAGACUACCACCUGAAACACUCGGUCUGCGAGAAAUGGAUGUUUGUUGCAUAUGGAGUUUAAUUGUAUUGUUUCCUUCUUGGUGUUGCACACCUCAAAACGAAUUAUAUUAUCCUCUCCUUGGGAUCCCCGUGAUAUCUUCUUAGAGAGAGGUUUUUAUGUUUAAUAAUCCCCACGGAAGCGUCUUUCGUAUUUUAUGUAUGACACUGAAUGCACCAUAUGUUAUGAGAAUCUGAACCCUACUGGAAAUGUAUCAGCUCAAAAAUACCAUUGCUGUCAAAUGGAAUAGGCUAAAUCCUUGACGAUAAGUGACGUUUGCCAAUUUUGCAAUGUGUUUGCAAGUAAUCUGUUGCAUCUGACAGCCGGGGGUGCUUUAGUAUAAGCCUUUGUAUGUGUAUUCAAAUGUGUGUUUUAAGUACAGUUUUUCAAAUCCUAAUCUAUUUUUGUAAGUGUUUUUGUAUUGAUAAUGUAGUCUUUACCUAAUGUGGGUGUUAAGGUACUGCUUUCAUAGGUAUUGGCUUAGUUUAUGGGAGCUUUAGAACCUGUGAUCACCAGUGACUACAAAUUAUGAUCAUGAACAUUAUUGGCUUUUAUUAUUUCUCCAGCUUCACUGCAAGUACUUUAUCAAAAUUUUGUGGGUCUUCUUAAGCACAUUUUAUUUCAUUCAUCAAGCUCAAAUGUUCAAUUUGCUUAACUCAAAUUGGCAUUAAUACUAGAUGUUUGAAUUUUGUACCUAUUCAUCACUUAUAGGUGUAGGAAGAGUACCAAAAUGAGUCACAAAUUGCAAAUUACUCACUGGAGAAAACAAUGUAUGUAAAAUAUAUGUAAAAACAAAAAUCAUUUGAAGCAGAGAAAAUUUAAUCCACUGAAACACGGUUGGCGUAUACAUGUAAAAUUACAGUACAGGACAUUUAUAAAGGAUGUGAUCCAUUUAAUCUUAAAUGCUGAGAAGAGAGUUGCAUAUCCUUCUCUCUUUUUAAUUUGCUUUUGCUUUUUGUAAACCAUCACACCCAUUGCAUAUUGGCACAUUUCUCGACUAUGUUGCAAGCUUGUAGAUCCUAAAACUACAGUGCAUUCAUUUGAGGGACACUGACAUUUAUUUAUUUGAUCUGUGUAGUUGUGCUUUUCUAAAUCACACUUGUUUAUGUCAUGAAUUAUGUAGAAACAUUUAUUGGUCAAUAAAGUAUUUCCUGAAUGAUG
Messenger RNA from Syngnathoides biaculeatus (alligator pipefish), 4093 nucleotides. RefSeq names its product niban apoptosis regulator 2a (gene niban2a). The coding region runs from base 488 to 2893 and encodes 801 amino acids. The transcript has 15 exons. The record is from RefSeq and is a predicted model, not a curated record. Lineage: Eukaryota; Metazoa; Chordata; Actinopteri; Syngnathiformes; Syngnathidae.